AUCUAACUCAUAUUUAGCUGUUUAUCAUCAUUGAUACUGCGCUCAAUAAGAUUUUGAUAACGUUAGUGAGGAAGUGGAGUUUUAAUAUAAUUCUGACGACUCAAUGCAACUCAGAUACGUUCCAUAGCAAUCAAUUUAGCUACUGGUAACAUCAGUAAAUUUAAUCUAGCAAAACGCAGGGAGUGGGACCAUGAAGCAGCUUCCUGCGGACACUGUCCGCCUGCUGUCCAGCUCCCAGGUCAUCACCUCUGUAGUCAACGUCGUGAAAGAGCUGAUGGAAAACUCCCUGGAUGCCGGGGCCUCCAGCAUCGACGUUAAACUGGAGAACUCCGGUUUGGACCGGAUAGAAGUGCGGGAUAACGGCCAUGGAAUCAAAGGUGAAGACGCUCCUGUGAUGGCUGCGACACACUUUACUUCAAAGAUCUGCAGCACCGAGGACCUGGAGAUGCUGGAGACGUAUGGCUUCAGAGGAGAGGCGCUGGGCUCGAUCUGCUCCGUGGCCGAGGUGACUGUUGUCACGAAGACAGAGGAGGACGACAUCAGCACCCAGUACACGCUUAACUUCUCAGGGGAGAUUGUCUCUCAGAAGCCGUCUCACUUCGGUCAAGGCACAACAGUGAGUGUACUGAAGCUUUUCAAGAACAUUCCGGUGAGACGUCAGUACUACUCCUCUACAAAGAAGUGCAAGGAGGAACUGAAGAAAAUACAGGACCUGCUGAUGGCCUACGCCAUUAUAAAGCCAGAGUUGAGGCUCACGCUCAUUCACAAUAAGGUGGUGGUUUGGCAGAAGGCCGCGGUGGCCGAUCACAGAAGUGCCCUCCUUGCUGCCCUGGGGGCCGGCACCGUGUCCAACCUGCUCGCUUGCCACCAUCAGCAAGAGCAGCCGGAGUUGCUUUUAGGUGGAUUUUUUCCAAAGCCUGGAGCCGAUUUCUCCUCGACCAGCUCACCCAACGCUGACAAAACAUUUCUAUUUGUCAACAACCGGCCCGUCCACCAAAAAGAUAUAAUGAAGCUGCUACGUCAACACUACGCUGCUCAGUAUCCAGAUGAGCCGACCCGGAACCGCUACCCCACCGCCAUGCUACACGUCACCGUUCCACCGUCCUCACUCGAUGUCAACGUGACGCCGGACAAGACCCAGGUUCUUCUUCACAACGAGGAGGCCGUGCUCACUGCAGUGGAAGCGUUACUGGUUUCUCUCUAUGGCUACCGGGCCGACACCGACCCCCCAGCGGAGAAGCAGCCCGGCAGCAAGACACCCCCCCCGCGGCCCGGCGCCGUGCCGACCGAUGCUUCGCCACCAGACCAAAGGCCAGAGCGCCUCGCCGGCCUCGCCGGUCGCCACGGUAACGUCCCCAACGACGGUGACGAAGCCCCGUCGCCGGGAACAAGCGCCGACGCUUCACUGCAGACCUCCAACGGCAGCUCGUCUUCUUCUGUGGCGGAGGACUGGGUCGUCAACCCCAUCCCAGCGGGGCUCGAGUCCAACGCCUUCCUCUACGCCGACGAGGCCGCUCAGAGCGCCCACGCGGCGGGGGGGGGCGGCGAGGGCCAGAUAUCGGCCGCGGACUGGAGCCGGGGGACGGCUUUGAUCGACCCGGCGACCCGGGAGCCCCUGCGGCCCGUCAAAAUCCAUCAGGCGCCGAGGGGCGGCCCCCCCGACUCCGAGGUGGAGGGUCAGAGCGCCUCAAACAGAAAGACGGUCAACGCCAUCACAGAGAAGCGGGCCGCUCUGACGGCCUACGACCUGAUCAGCCACCGCGCCAUGAGGGCGCCGCUGUCCCCCGCCGCCCUGUUCGAGAAGGAGGCCCGAGCGGAGGUCCUCAGGGAGAGACCCUCGGCCGGCCUGCUGGAGGUCAGCGGCGCCGUUCACGACAGGUGGAAAAAUCUGAGGGAGGAAGACCGCAAGAAGUUUGAGGAGAAGGCCAAAAAACACCUGGAACACCACGACCAAAGGACCCAGUUGGCCUCUGCUGCGGGCCUCGGGGAGGCGGGUGUGAGCGGCCCGAGGGGCCCCGCGCAGGGCCAGAAACGCAAGGCCCCGCUGUCCAACCAGCAGCUGCUGGACCAGCUCUUCGCCGCGCAGCCCCAGAAGAAGGCCAGGAACCCUGCACCCAAACCCUCGCAGCUCCUCCCCUGCAGCGUAGCUGCCCUUCGGCUGCAGCUCCAGCGCCUUUCAUCCCAGAGCAGCGCGGUGCCGCCGGGCCCCCGCCUUGUAAACCGGCUGGCCUCUCACAGCGCCUGGCUGCUUUUAUGUGGUCAGAGGCUCAUGUUGUUAAACCCAUUUCGAGUGGAGGAGGCCUUACUGUUUAAGAGACUCCUGGAGAAUAAUAUAGUUCCAGCAGUGAGUCUCCAGAAGCCCAUACAGCUAACAGAUGGAGUUCUCGGGGGGGCUGAAUAUGCAGAGGCUCUGUGCAGCAUGGAGAGAGAAAGGCCUGAGCCACAGGGAGGGGUCGUGUUCUGUGACCCCCGGCUGCUGGCUAAUGGCUUUCAGAUCCGACUCACUCCAGGCCUCACGUCGGCCCAGAGACAUCUGGAAGUGACAGCGAUGGCAGACUGCGUGCCUUUCCUCGGCGUGGAGGACCUCAGGGAGAUCCUGACAGCAGUUCUUCACAGGAAGGCCCGGUCCCUGCCAGAGUGCCGUCCCCUCAAAGUCACAAACUACCUGCAAGGUGAAGCAGUACGACUUGCUCGUCAGUUGCCUACCAAUCUGUCCAGGGAGGAUGUGGAGGGAACCCUUCUCCGGAUGCAGCAGCAGCUCGCUGGGAGCAACCAGACCUGCAUCCACGGCCGGCCGUUCCUGCAGCACCUGUCAGACAUUCCUUCCACACACCAGGAAGCCGAAGCUCUGCUGAGGCCUCUGGAGCUGUAGGAGGACGCCUCAAUCCAAAAAUAUCAGCCGUGCAAUUUCUACAACACAGCCGCCUCGUUUUAAAGUGACUGAUAUUUUCAUUCUGCCCAAACAAUGUGCAACUUUGUUAUAGAACACAACAUUACAAAUAAAAUCAUUUUCC
Messenger RNA from Pungitius pungitius (ninespine stickleback), 3014 nucleotides. It is a transcript of the gene pms1, whose product is annotated as PMS1 homolog 1, mismatch repair system component. The transcript is spliced from 13 exons. Bases 191 to 2872 code for a protein of 893 amino acids. Gene Ontology annotation, biological process: mismatch repair. Gene Ontology annotation, molecular function: ATP-dependent DNA damage sensor activity; ATP hydrolysis activity; ATP binding. Gene Ontology annotation, cellular component: MutLalpha complex. The record is from RefSeq and is a predicted model, not a curated record. NCBI's taxonomy places the organism in Eukaryota, Metazoa, Chordata, Actinopteri, Perciformes, Gasterosteidae.